AUGGAUCCCUGGAUGGAUCACGAUGAAAUCGCUGCUGAAAUCUCCUUUGGGAUGACGGAAAAAUGGCCACAGCUCUUUUUUGAUCAUCCCCUCUACCUCAAAGUUGGACAAUUUCUUCUCGGCAUCUAUGAGCCUCGAGAAAUGACAGACUUCUCUUCUUUCGAGACUGGGGCCUUCAAUACCACCCUUCGCUUGACAUUCAUCGAUGAUAGCACUGCCAUUAUCCGAUUCCCAAUGCCUGGCGGUAUCAUGUUCCCCGAAGAGAAAACCCGCAACGAGGUCUCCGUUAUGCAAUUCAUUUCAGAGAAAACUUCCAACAGGAUCCCAAUCCUGGUCCCCCGUGUUGCCCGAUGGGGAUCAAGAGAGGAUUGUCCUGCAAAACUGGCCCCUUUCAUCGCCAUGGACGGUAUCAAUCACAAGGAUUCUGUGGCACAGCUUCUUGAAUGGCCACUAUCAGCAAGGCGUCCCAACUUAGCAGAUAUAGGAUGCUAUUUGAUCAACCCAAAGCUUGACAGGCCUCGACAAGCAGUCAUCUUCAGGGAACCUGCCAACAUCGUCCUGUCACUUUCUACACUGACUUUCGAUCGGAUAGGCUCACCCGAGCUUGACCAGAGUGACAAUUCUACGCCUGAGUGGAAGAUUUGUCGCCGGCCGUUAACUCUGUCCAUGAAUCAACUCGUAUCCGUGGGAUGCCUCCCCCGAUCAAAAUUACCCUCAUUGGACACUACAUAUGACACGGCUUCAUCCUACUUUGAAAUGCUAGCAGAGCUUCAUAUUUCACACCUCAUUAACCAGAGAAAUGAUGCCAUCGACUCAGAGGAUGACUGCAGACGCAAGUUUGUCGCGAGAUUUCUGUUUCGCAAAAUGGUUCAAGAUCAAAAUCUGAGGGAGAAGUGGAUCUCGCACGAGAACGGCCCUUUUCCACUCUGGUGUGAUGAUCUGCGCCCACAAAAUAUGCUUAUCAAUGAGGCUGAAGAGGUGACCGGUGUGAUUGACUGGGAAUUCACAUAUACAGCUCCGGUCGAGUUUACUUAUGCGCCGCCUUGGUGGCUACUUCUCAAAAAGCCGGAAUACUGGCCCGGAGGGCUCGAUCAUUAUUGUCAAAUAUACGAAAAGACACUUCCUGCCUUUCUCGAUGCGAUGAUUGAGCGUGAAAACGAGGCAAUUCAGAAUGGUCACCUGGAAGAAAGCCAAAGGCUUUCUGGUCCAAUGCAAAAGAGUUGGGACAGCGGGGACUUCUGGAUUAUGUACGCGGCCAGAAACACUUGGGCGUUCGACGUGAUUUACUGGAAAAAGAUUGACCAGCGGUUCUUUGGACCAUCUGAAUCUUCGGAGGAAGCCUGGAAAGAAAGACUUGAUCUCCUAGAGCCCGAAGAGAGGAAGACAAUUGACGGCUAUGUGAGCCAGAAGCUUGAGGAGAUGAAAACCAGGGAGCUGGUAUGGGAUCCAGAUCAAUACACCCUAGAGUUUAUGGAAACGAUGGAGAAUAUGGAGAGGAUAGAGGCGAAGACGGCGGACACAACAGAGACGGCGGACACAGAGAAAGCAUGGUUGGCGGAGAUAACAGAGAGGAAAAAGCCAAUACAGACGACAGAGACGGCAGAAACAGAGAAAACAGCAGGGACAAAAGAGAUAUCGGAGGCAACGUAG
Messenger RNA from Penicillium brevicompactum, 1650 nucleotides. RefSeq lists its product as uncharacterized. Lineage: Eukaryota; Fungi; Ascomycota; Eurotiomycetes; Eurotiales; Aspergillaceae. Bases 1 to 1650 code for a protein of 549 amino acids. The transcript has a single exon. The record is from RefSeq and is a predicted model, not a curated record.